GCUGCGCAGUCAACGGAACACCACCAGUUACAUGCGCGCAUGGAUUUUCCCAUGCGGCCUGCUGGACUCGGCUGUACGGUGCACCAACUCCGGGACUACCACUCCGGCUGCCACGCAAUACUUUGACUAAGCGGACCGACUCAUAUAAACGAGCGUAUGGACCAGGCCUUCAUCGAUUUCUAUCUCGCUUUAUACGUCGUCGGGUUGAUCGAGUGAAUGGAAUGCGAAUGAACACAAGAACAACAUCAAGAAAAAUACUAGUGGAAAGUGAAAAGUGAUGUCCAAGAACUCAGCGGGAUACGUCAAAGUUGAUGCACACGACCCACCAGAAUCGUACGAUGACGUGGAAGCUGAACAAGAAGGGGAUCUCUUACUCCGACCAAUCCUACAUGAUGACAUCCUGGACCGGGCCUCCUCGCACGAUGCUUCCAAAGGGAUCACCGACCCUAAAAGUCGAACGUCAAGACCCUCGAUCUCAUCGCCAGUUCAAUCAAAUCCGUUUCCUGAGGAUCAGCAAGACAGAAGACCCAAGCAUCCCGAAGGCAGCGCCGAAAGUAUAGUUGCCAAAGUGGUACCCGAGACCGAUGACCCAUCAAUGUUAACCAACACCAUUAGGGUUUGGCUGAUCGGUGGUGUAUUGGGUGCAAUGGGCGCAGGCAUCAAUCAGAUUUUCUUCUUCAAAUCCAACGGGAUUGGGUUCGGCGGAUUCUUUAUCACACUUGUGAGCUACGCAGCUGGAAAGUUAAUGGCGGCCUCGUUACCUGCGUGGAAUAUUCCGCUACCCAAUCCACUUGGUUUUAUGUCCACGCGGAAAACAAAUCGAUGGUUCUUCGAGGUUUCCUUAAACCCUGGUGAAUUCAGCGUUAAAGAACACAUGUUGAUCGGGGUCCUGGCGGGAUGUGCCUCCUCCGCUGCCUAUGCUGGUGACAUAGUAGCCGUUCAGGACCUCUAUUAUCAUCAAGAUAUGGGGCAUUUCGGGGCUUUACUGUUGAUUUUAUCUACUCAGCUACUAGGGUUUGGGUUGGCAGGCUUGACAUACUCCAUUUUAAUUCGACCUACCGCGAUGAUUUGGCCAAGUUCGUUGGUAGUCGUCACGCUUUAUAACACCCUCCAUGCUGUUGGUGAUGAUACCCAGGAAAGCAGAGAGUUUACCAAGGCUCGAAUGAGGUUUUUUACAACUGUCUUUCUGUUGAUCUUCGUAUAUCAGUUUUUGCCAUCUGUUUUUGCCCCUACUCUUACCAGCAUCUCGAUCAUAUGUAUCAUCAACAACCGUUCCACAUUCAUGAGGGUAUUAGGUUCUGCAUAUACAGGAGCUGGCCUAUUGACUCUUUCGCUAGAUUGGACCGUGAUUGGAUCAGUUGGCUCCCUUUACACGCCGUUCUUCGCCUCCUUCAACUACUUCGCGGGUAUGGCAUGGUCGAUGUGGAUUUUAGUGCCGCUGAUGUGGUACUGUGACUUUUGGAAUAAUCGAAGCUUUGGGGAUAAUGCCGUCUCUGCCCGGCUAUUUGACCAAAGCUAUAACAAGUAUAACGUGUCUGCUGUUGUGAAACCUGAUUUUACAUUAGACGAGCAAAAGUUUCAAGAGCUUGGGCCGAUCCAAUUGACUCCCUAUUUCGCAGCAUCGUACGGCGUUAGCUUUGCGGUGUUGACGUCAGCUGUGAUGACGGUGUUCCUAUUUCACUCUGAAGACAUCAAGUCGGCCCUUUCAGCCCGGAACAAAAUAUCCACUGAUGUUCAUGUUGAGAUUAUGGAGAGGAAUUACGAAAACGUGCCGAUGAGUUGGUAUGCUUGGAUCGGCGGCACAAUGUUUCUCGCUUCGAUCUUUGUGGUCUUGUUCUAUCCUCUCCAGUGUCCUGUUUGGGCGUUAUUGUUGGCACUAGGAAUGGCGACUUUCUUUAUUAUCCCAAUGGGCAUCAUCAAAGCAACUACCAAUACACAGAUUGGAUUGAAUGUGAUCACGGAGUUUGUGGCCGGAAUCCUGUUGCCUGGAAAGCCGUUAGCAAACAUUACUUUUAAAGUGUACGGCUUCAUGACUAUGAGUCAAUGUCUCGAUCUGGCAGCCGAUUUGAAAUUAGGAAUUUAUGCUAAAGUACCACCUAAGGACAUGUUCAUAUUUCAAAUAAUCGGGACUUCAAUCGGGGCAGUGAUUAACUAUAUCUUCAUCCGUUCGGUGAUCGCGGACAAAAGAGACCUGUUGGAUGGUACCGUUGUUGAUCCAAGUGGUCAAUGGACCGGCCGCAAGCCAGAGAUCUUUUACUCCGCCUCGGUGAUAUGGGGUUUGAUUGGACCCCUCAAAUUCUUUUCUGGUAAAUAUAGGGUCUUGUUUUGGGGAUUUCCAAUCGGCGCUUUACUGCCUAUCAUACCUUGGUUUAUGUCUCGGAAUAAUCCCAAAAGUGUUUGGCGGACACUGAGCAUUCCAUUGUUUCUUCAUGGGGCCAUCACUCCUCCUCAAAUCCCUACCAAUGUCAUAGGUGUGGGCUUUUUGUCAGCCUUCCUUUCGCAAUACUGGGCAUUGAAGUAUCGUCCCAAAUGGUUUGAGAAAUAUAACUAUGUGCUUUCUAGUGCACUAGAUGCUGGUACCAGUUUAAACGCCUUGGCAGUCUAUAUGCUUGGCUUAGAGGCUGCUCACUCCUGGUGGAAUCCAACAAAUGAUGCAGAACAUUGCAAACCUGGAUCAUAAAUAGUCAUCUCUAUUUCUCUCCCUUUUGAUAUGAUUAGAAACAUAGAUCUUUCUUGUUGCACUAGAAUCACUCCAUCAUCACUCAUCUUUGCCCAGAUUAUCGUUAGACACUUCCGAAUACAGAGCUUCAAAUCGUGUUAUGGCUUUCAUACCCAUCAGUCGUCCAUCCAUCUUCGCAAAUCCUCAACCCUUCCCUCCUACAAACCAACGCGAUCAAUCAAACAAAUUAUCCACUAGAGUGUGAUAAAAGCUUGCCUCGUUUUUCAUCUUCAGAAGACACCCAGUAUCAUCAAUCAUAUGCUUUGACAUCUCACAUCAUCUUUCCAUUUCCCUUGGUUUCAAUUCUCAGCCAGCAAAACAAUAAAAGCUUGACCUCAUUCCAAAAUAUCCUUUUUUUUCCUGGAGCUUUUAACUGGUUGCUCUUUCCUUGACAAUUGUUAUAUAUUCC
Molecule: messenger RNA, 3128 nt
Organism: Puccinia graminis f. sp. tritici CRL 75-36-700-3
Lineage: Eukaryota; Fungi; Basidiomycota; Pucciniomycetes; Pucciniales; Pucciniaceae
Product: OPT family small oligopeptide transporter
Exons: 26
Coding region: 278-2680 (800 amino acids)
Biological process (GO): transmembrane transport
Molecular function (GO): oligopeptide transmembrane transporter activity
Source: RefSeq, a predicted model, not a curated record